AUGGAGGCUGCUAGGGCAGCUGCUGAGGAUGCCCAUCGGCAGCACAUGGAGGCACUCCGUCAGCUGGAGAAGAACAGGGCGACUGCCCCUGUGUUUGGCCCAGAGCCAAGACCACUAGUCAGAGAGUGGAGUCUGGAAGACUUCCUGAAACACCAUCCCGUGAAGUUCGACGGGAAGACUAGUCCAGAUGCAGUCGAUCAGUGGCUGAAGGACCAGGAGAGAAUUUUUGAUGCGAAGAUGUGCCCGCAUGAAGUCCAUCAUGGAGGAGCGAGGAAAGCCUAUGACUUGGGAGGCCUUCAAGGGGGAUUCGUCUCCGAGUACUUUCCAGAUAGUGUCAGAUAUGCCAAGGAGGUGGAGUUCCUCCAACUCACUCAGGGAGGGAAGUUUGUGACGGAAUAUGCUAAGAGGUUCAAACACCUCAGCCGCUUCUAUACAUUGCCGCUUGACGAGGAGUGGCGAUGCCAGAAAUUUGAGAACGGCCUCAGGGGAGAUAUCCGCUUGAUGGUAGCCCCUCUAUCGAUCAAGGACUUUGCUGCAUUGGUGGAGAAGGCCAGAGUGAUGGAAAAGAUGAAGAAUGAGGUGGAGGGCCAGCAAUCUCAACAACCUCAGAGGAUUGGUGGACCAUCUGGGUCCAAGCCCAGACAUGACGAGCGGAGGAGAUCAUAUGACAAACCUCCCCAUCAUCCUCAAGGGUCUAGGGGUCUUCCUCCCCAGCAGGGUCGAGUCCAGUGCUAUAUAUGUGGAGGUCCUCACCUGAGGAGCGCUUGCCCACGCAUGGAGGGCUACUGCAGAUGCAACAACUGUGGAGCAGAAGCGACUGAUUCAGGUAACUUGGUUAUGGGUUGUUGCACGAUAGCUGGUGUGUCUUGCUGUGUAUUGUAUGAUUCUAGAGCGACACACUCCUUUGUGUCAGAUGAUUGUGUGAAAUGUCUGGGUCUACCGGUGUGCGAGCUACAGUGCGAGCUCGCGGUGUCUACUCUGGCGUCGAGAUUGGUCACGAUGUCGUCCUUGUGUGCUAGGUGUCCAGUGAAGGUGGAGAGACGUAGAUACAAGGUGAACCUAAUCUGCCUGCCACUACAAGACUUGGAAGUGAUCUUAGGGAUGGAUUGGCUCUCUGCCAAUCGCGUCCUUAUAGACUGUCAGGAGAAGAGGUUGUUAUUUCCCGAUUUAGAGGAGCUCGAGUUGGUGUCCCCUCAGGGAGUGGUGAGGGAGAUUCAGAAUGGCGCGCAAUGCUUCGUAAUCUUCGCCCGUAUGGAAGUGGAGGAAAGAGAAGAAACAUCAGUUAUACCUGUGGUACAUGAGUUUGAAGACGUGUUUUUGGCAGGGUUGCCUCCCAGUAGAGAAGUGGAGUUCUCUAUUGACCUGGUACCAGGAACGGGCCCGGUGUUGAUGGCUCCAUAUCGUAUGGCUCUGGCAGAAUUAGUGGAACUCAAGAAACAUAUAGAAGAGCUGAUGGAGAAAUAG
This is a messenger RNA of Vigna unguiculata (cowpea), 1464 nucleotides long. RefSeq lists its product as uncharacterized. The record is from RefSeq and is a predicted model, not a curated record. Lineage: Eukaryota; Viridiplantae; Streptophyta; Magnoliopsida; Fabales; Fabaceae.